Cordyceps militaris CM01 is the source of this 627-nucleotide messenger RNA. Its product is annotated as 2-hydroxychromene-2-carboxylate isomerase, putative. The transcript has 3 exons. NCBI's taxonomy places the organism in Eukaryota, Fungi, Ascomycota, Sordariomycetes, Hypocreales, Cordycipitaceae. Gene Ontology annotation, biological process: glutathione metabolic process. The coding region runs from base 1 to 627 and encodes 208 amino acids. The record is from RefSeq and is a predicted model, not a curated record. Gene Ontology annotation, molecular function: glutathione transferase activity; glutathione peroxidase activity. Gene Ontology annotation, cellular component: mitochondrion; peroxisome.
AUGACGACUCCGAAGAUCACUGUCUACCUCGAUGUUCAUGAUGUCAGCUUCGCAAAAUGUGAAGUAACGUAUGUCCCAAUUCUGCUUGGGGGGUUGAUGAAUCUAUGCAAUAAUACCGCUCCAAUCACCAUUACGAACAAAAAGGAUUGGAUCAACCAGAAUCGACGGCUUUGGGCACGAACAUUUAACAUACCGAUGAAGAACGACUUUCCGCCAAAUUUUCCACCAAGAACACUCUCCGUAAUGCGGCACCUUGUCGCCAUCCAGGAAUUGGAUGGUAGCAACCAGGCUCGAUUGCUCGAAGCGUUUGACGCAAUCUACGAUGGCUUGUGGCAGAGACACGAGGAGACUUACAGCCCAGAUAUGUUUAUGCCAAUCUUGCGCCGUAUCUUGGGGGAGACCGGUGCCGCAAAAAUCGCCAACAUGGCCGGGAAAGAGGCUAAGAAAGCGCUGCUCCGGAACACCGAGGACGCAUUCAAUGAUGGUGCCUUUGGCCUGCCUUGGAUGGUCUGCACAAACAGCCAGGGCCAGAAGCAGUCAUUUUGGGGAGUGGACCAUGUAUGCCAGGUCGCGAACUUUUUGGGCAUACCGCAGCCGGCUUCGCCCGGAUGGAGAGCUGCCUUGUAA